AAAAUUCUCUAUAAACUUUUUGACAGGGUUUCUCUUAGCCCUGAAAAUUGAGAGUACAGUAUAUAUCCUUUAAUGACUUGAAAGAACUUUACAUGACAAUCUAUUAAAAAUUUUCUGUAUGUAGAGAUAUUAAGAUGUUUUGUUUGCUCCCUUAAGGGUGUUGUAAGAGCUUUACCAGACAGCAGUGUUGUGAAGAACUGUGAAUACCAAAAUAUGUGUCAUCGAUUCAAGGCUUCAUUGGCCUUGCCAGAGGGAUACUUCAGUACAGAUGGAAACCUGUGCUACUGCGAAACCUGCCACAAAAUACGGGGUGAUGAACCGUACUAUACAAAAGGAAGUCCACCAAAGCACUAUGCACAGCCAUUUGGCUGGUGUCGUUUUGCCCUGGUUAGUGGGGUGGGAGAUAACAAUGAGUCGUGGCACAUGGCAUACCACGGCACCAGACCUGGCGCAGUGAGACGGAUGCUGGACAAGGGCGAGUUGCUCUUUAGCGGUGAACUUGGAGUAAGCUCAACCCUUGCCGGUCGUCGCAGCAAGGAUGAUGACAGUGAUGGCUCCCAGUUGUGUUUUUCUCCUACAAUAACAUAUGCUUCAACAGACCAGUUUGCUCCAUCAGUACUGUUUGUGGAUCCUUGCACAAGAAAAAGUGUACAAGUGCGGGUAGUGCUGCAGGUUGCUGUUAAACCAGGAUCUUAUAAAGUUGGAUCUCCUUCUGUCCCUUGGACACCUCAUCACCAUGACCCAAACACUCACUCCUCUCCUGACUCCCAUCUCCAACCAGAUAGUAUUGAGUGGGUCACCAAGGAGCGAGGUGCUACACAGCUUCUAGCAUUAUUAAUUAGAAUCGAAGAGAAAUAAAUAACCACAUAUACAGGACUCGUAAUUUAUCAGUUGCUUUCAUUGUUACAUUCUCUGUGAAAAUCUAAUAUGAAUUCUGCCUCCCUCCAAAUAUAUAAAUUUUUGUUUAUUGAUUUUUCAGAAGGAAUCCUAAAGGUGCAAGUUUCAUAUUGUAUAAUAAAUGCAUAAUGAGAAAAUUAUAAAAUUUUGUUGUGGAAAGAAAUAACCUUUCUGAGAAUGUAGUAAUCAAGUUGAAGCACUGAAGCACUAUAAGGUAAGAUAAUUAUUUUGAAAAAUUGUGCUCUACUGUGUCCAUUUAUAAUGUUGGAAAAUUUCAUUUCCCUAGCAUGUGUUUCAAGAAAUUUGAGAACCAGUGGAAGAAAAAGACUGCACAUGUUUGAUGUGUAAGCAUCUUGAAGUUGGCAAAUGUUUUCAGAUGUGAAUACAAAUCACUAUGCAGUUGACCCAAGAAAAGCAAAUUAAGCUUUCCGGUGAAUACUUUUUAAUAUAAUUUCAUAUUAGAAGUUCUAGCAAUAUUUAUUGUAAAUAUUAAUAAAAAAGGGAAAAAUGCCUAGGACUACAACCAGAAGAAUUUAUAUAAUGUACAGUAAUAAAAGCGUGAUUUGAUACAUGCAUCUGUCCUGUUGGUGUGAGAUUCUAGUACUGUUUAGGACAGCUGUAGGCAGGCAAGUGCGAAUCUAACACCAGCUCUUCUGUAUGCAGUAAUCUUUGAAACCAUCUUCUAUCAUUCUAUGUAAUGUUUAUUUAGUUCCCUUGGACUCAAAUAAUCUAGUCUUGACAAACUGUGUUUAUGUAUCCACUUCUGUUACUACAGAGAAGUUUUACAAAUUUUAAUUUUAAAAUCAUGCAGGUGAUGAAAGUUGUGCUGUAGGAGUUUAGCUUUGAAGAUUAAGUAAACCACGAAGCAUUUAGAUGAAUGCAUACGAUAGUGUAUAAGGAAAGUCAUAAUGCAAAACUCACUGUACUGAUUUCCGUUUUUUUGUGCAUGUGCCAUAGUAUGCAUGGGAAGAAGAGCUUUAAUAUUGUUUUUGAUAUUAAUAGCACUUUUUACAAAAACUAACAUAGGCCGGAAAAUGAGAUCGUUCAAUUUCAAGGCAUACCACAGAGUAUUGAUAUUCUCACUAUGGGCAUCAGUUCUUCAAACUACUACUCUUAAUUGUGAACCAGAUAAUUUUUUGUCAUCCCUGCAUGAUUUAUGGUAUGAUUUAUUAGUCUGUGAGGCUAAUGUAUGGGCAAGAUUAUCGAGAGAAUUUUAAUAAAUACAGUAAUCCUUGCUUCCUCUCCUCCAGUAGGUAAUAAGACAGAAAGAGAUCUCCCCUUUUUAAUAACCUUAAUUGUAGAUGUGGUGGUAUUACUCUUUUAUCUUAAUUCUUUUUGAAAGUACAGUAUAUUCAUGUGCAAACAGAGAUUUAGGAGACAUUCCAGGAAGGUAAGAUAAGAAGAUGCAAAGAUUUUUAAUGCUAGGAACUUGAGCCUCCAGCGAGCAUGUGUGAGUAUGUUAGAUCAG
Messenger RNA from Cherax quadricarinatus, 2365 nucleotides. The record is from RefSeq and is a predicted model, not a curated record. Lineage: Eukaryota; Metazoa; Arthropoda; Malacostraca; Decapoda; Parastacidae.